Molecule: messenger RNA, 511 nt
Organism: Dioscorea cayenensis subsp. rotundata (Guinea yam)
Lineage: Eukaryota; Viridiplantae; Streptophyta; Magnoliopsida; Dioscoreales; Dioscoreaceae
Product: auxin-responsive protein SAUR32-like
Exons: 1
Coding region: 137-484 (115 amino acids)
Biological process (GO): response to auxin
Source: RefSeq, a predicted model, not a curated record
AUCGCCAUGACCAACGUUCCAAGCUCUCUCCGAUAUUCCUCUCUAACCCUCUUCCUUUUCAUCAUCUCCUCGUGGCCUUUCUUCUCUCUUUGACCGAUCCCUUCUCAUUUCCCCCUCUCAAUCGAUCCCGAUCUCAAUGGUUGGAGCUGUAGAUCGCCGCCGGAAUCACCAUCCAAGCCCUUUGUUUGAGAUGCCGAUGAUUCCGAGAAAGGGAAAAAUUGGGAUUCGGGUGGGCGGCAACGGCGAGGAGCAGCAGCGAUUCGAGGUGCGAGUGGAGUAUUUGAGCCACCGCUUGUUCAGCAGCCUUCUCCGGGAGGUUGAGGAGGAGUUUGGGUUUGACCACGACGGUCCGAUCAGGUUAUCGUGCGGUGUUGAUCGAUUCCGCCGUGUUUUGGUUGUCAUCGCCGGCGAUUGCGCCGACGAUCGGUGGCGGCGAUGCCAACACCGUCGCUUCUCUUAUUUCACUGGAUGCUUUGGGGUUUAGAGCUUGUUUCAAUGUAAGUUUAGUUCA